CCCUUUUAAUAAUGACUAGUCCCAUUUGGGAGAGGCAAAUGUUGGGAAGAUUGGUCAGUCUCUCUCACCAAAAGUGUCAAACAUGAGAGCCCACGUUUAAUUUGCUUCUUAUUUUCCUAUUCUUAAUUUGAGCUAGUGGUUGUGGUUGUAGGAUCCAAACGCAUCAAAGUCAGAAUAUAAGAGAGAGAAAAAGACUCCUUUUGUUCAUGGAGAGGAAGGAGACUAUUGAUUUUUCUUCUUAUUUUUAUCUUGAAGCCUCUGGUGACUCUGAAGAAGCUGAUUUUGAUCACACCUUUGCUUGUGAAAUGGCCAAAGCAGAUGGUGGUGGCGAAGUUGUUGAUGAUAAUGAUGAUGCUCUAUCUUGCAAUGGAUCUGGUGCUUGUAAUGUUGCUGAAUCCGAUGGGUGUGACGAGUCUUGUGAUGAGCAUGAUGGUGGGAUUGAGAAGAAGCAGGAGGAGGAUGGUGUUUAUGGAAUGUCAUAUUGUGAAGAUGAUGAGAUGCAAGAAGAACAGAUGAAAUCCUAUGUGUCUUUUGAUUCAGGCCACAAAUCUCUGGAUGAAAUGGAAAAGAACAGGCUCUUCUGGGAAGCUUGCUUGGCAUCUUGAGAUUGUGUUAAUUUCUUGGCUUUCCCUUUUUCUAAAUCACCCAUGUGAUCCAUAUUUGUUCGACAUUAAGGGUCACUUAGCUUAGAUUUUCUUUUCUUUUUAAAUGUAGCAGCUUAGAGAAAAUCUUUUAAUGUUAUGUAAAUAUUUAACCGUUAGAAGAAAAAUAUUUUCUGUUUUUUUAA
Molecule: messenger RNA, 787 nt
Organism: Glycine soja
Lineage: Eukaryota; Viridiplantae; Streptophyta; Magnoliopsida; Fabales; Fabaceae
Exons: 1
Coding region: 207-605 (132 amino acids)
Source: RefSeq, a predicted model, not a curated record